GCUAUCUAUCGGGUAAAACUUAUCAAGAAGUUUGAAAAAUCAGCCCUUCUAUCACCUGUCACCUGUCAUCUAUCAGCUGUCAGCUGUCACCUGUCAGUUGUGACGCGCCUGCGUGGAGAUGCGCCGGAUGUUUAUCCGGCAUUCGGAAAGAAAAAUCACGCAUGGGGAUCAGGAAUAUAAAUAAACCGACCGCGCAAAUUUGCGGCUUUCCGCAGAGCCUCGUCGGACACGUCGCCGCGUGUAAUCCCGGAGCAAUCGCAGAUCAGGAGGUCGGAGUACGGACGACGACACUUCGCAGGAGAGAUUCGCGCGCGUUGAUACAGUAAGAAAUGGCCGCCGUUUUGAGAAGAAAAUUUGGAGUUGUUCCGAGCGCUUUCGCCGGCAACGGGAAUCUGCCGCUGCUCGUGGCCGUAAGAUCUCUAACAAGGUCAUCGGAACGGAGAGACAUCAGCGAUGGAUGGAUAAGCAAGCUCCUGGUCAGGAAGAUCGAGCCUACGAAGGAGUCGCACUCGCGGAUGCUCUCUGACAAGGAAGUUAUUUAUGCUCUGCACACUCACAACAUUCGACCGGACUCGAUUGACAAAUAUUUGAAAAAUUAUGAGGAAAAUGUCAAUCUCAUACAUUCAAAGAAAUCUGAACUGAACUUGGAAUUAGUUGGUUCGUGGACAGUGGAAGUAGGAGAUUUGGAUCAGGCCUUACACUUGUGGCAAUACACGGGUGGAUACGAAUGUAUAGAUCAUGCACAGGCUGCGCUUUCUCAAGAUGAGUCUUAUCAUCGACUGCUCAGGGAACGAGGAAAUUACUUGAGAUCUCGCCAUUUGCAAUAUCUGUUGGCAUUCAGUUUUUGGCCACCGCUGGAAAAACGAAAGGGCCCGAACAAAUACGAAAUACGUAGUUACAGUUUAACACCGGGUACAAUGAUAGAAUGGGGAAACAAUUGGGCCAAAGCUAUUAAUUAUAGACGCAACAAUGAUGAACCAUUUGCUGGUUACUUUGCGCAAAUUGGUAGACUGUACAAUGUUCACCAUAUCUGGUGUUACAAAAAUCUCCAAUCACGUAAGGAAACGCGCGAAAGCGCGUGGAGAUCACCCGGCUGGGACGAAUGUGUUGCUUACACUGUUCCCUUAAUAAGGGAAAUGCAUUCGCGCAUAUUAAAUCCAACUUCGUUUUCGCCAACGCAAUAGAUUUUACGUGUACGAACGCAAAUGCAUUUGUAUAUUACCGGUUAUUUCUUAUACAUAAAUAUAUAUGCAUUGUAAUAUUGUAAAGACAUUUGUUACAUGUAUACAUGCUGUAGAUUUAAAUAGUAAUAUAAAUUGUAUGCGCAAUGUGUGAGAAGAGCUAAUUUUUGUUGUAUUAUUACAACUGGCAGGAUGUAGUUUGUUAAUGUUUGAAAUACAUUACAGCAAGAACAAUUUGUAUGUAUAUAUAUAUAUAUACUUAUAUACGUCAUAUUUUUAUCAAUGUCAGUUGAAGCACAAUGUGUAUAUGUAUAGACGGAUAUAUAAAGAAAUGAGAGAUCUUUA
Messenger RNA from Nylanderia fulva, 1526 nucleotides. RefSeq names its product protein nipsnap (gene Nipsnap). The record is from RefSeq and is a predicted model, not a curated record. Lineage: Eukaryota; Metazoa; Arthropoda; Insecta; Hymenoptera; Formicidae. Gene Ontology annotation, cellular component: mitochondrion.